AAAGCGCCGUAUUUCCAUAGCUGUGUUGUGCUGGUUACUUUGUGUAAGGAUAACAACGGUGACAUUAUUUCCGGACACCAGUCGUAUAAUACGGACUUUUGAAACAACGACAAUGUCCAGGGCGAACACAGGACGUGUCAUGAGCCGACAAGGCGCAAGUCAACCCAGUGACGUAAACAACAGCGGCCACAGCCAGGAGCAAACAUCUGCUGACGGCAACCCCACCAAACAGAACCCGCUGGACUUUGGGUGGUUUUCUUUGCCACCCAGCAACGAGGUCCCACAACCAGCAUCCAAUCGCUGUAUGGUAGAUGGCGCUGAGGACGGUGGGGUGGGGGGCACCAACACAGCGAGAAUGACACCACAGGUGCCUCCCUCUAGAGCCGGCUACCAGGCCGCUGGACAGACCGUCCCCCCAUCCCGAGCCGGCUACCAGGCCGCUGGACAGACCGUCCCCCCAUCCAGAGCUGGGUACCAAGCCUCUGGGCAAACUGUCCCUCCGUCCAGGGCCGGCUAUCAGGCCGCUGGUCAAGCAAGCGAUUUCCCCUCAGCCAGACCAAUGAGCCAGGCGCAGCACGCGCUGGGUGACCCCACGGGGUUUGCCGCUGGUGACCCGCACGAAUACGGUGCGCAAGGCUGCGAAGGCUACGCGCCGAAUCAAGGUGCGAAUCUGGGGCAAGGAGAAUGCGCAGACGAGAAUGUGAUCAUCGACUGGCCCUUGUCGAGGGCAGCGCAAGACACUGUGGUAUCAGCACAGGGGCAGAGAGCUACUGACCACCAACAACAACGAAGGCCAGCGUCGAGGGCUAUCCCCCCCACCCCAAUGCCACCUUUAUCGUGGGGUGGGUACAACAGCUCGGCCAGGCCAACAUUUGCCAGCUGGCGGGACCAGUGGCACCAGGCACAAGACAGCGGUCACCCCAGGGGCUCACAGAGCAGCUAGGACAUCCUGAGUCCAGACAACAGGUAGAGAGGGCGAAACCCUGAACUACAGUGAAAGUGAAUAAAGGCAAUAAUUACAACUUAAAAACAAGGCUCGACAUUGGAAAGGGAGAAGACUUGUUUUUUUUUAAAAUUAUACUAUACAAAUACAGGAAUUUUGAAAACACAAAAUUAAUGCUCUUUUUAUUUUACUUACUUAUUAUUUUACUUAAUGAUUUCACACCCUUCUUAUUCAAUUUUUUUUCUUCAACAAAUUUGUUGAGUUAUUUAAGCAUAACGCUAAUAAAUAUACAGGU
This is a messenger RNA of Physella acuta, 1238 nucleotides long. RefSeq lists its product as uncharacterized. The record is from RefSeq and is a predicted model, not a curated record. NCBI's taxonomy places the organism in Eukaryota, Metazoa, Mollusca, Gastropoda, Physidae.